AUGGCACUUGCAAGGCACGUCAACCCUGACAAGCUUCUCCAGGACGCGAGGGACCACAAGGCUAAGAACCAUGCCCAUCACCUCACUAAUACGGACCCAACCUCCUCCGUUUCGGCCUAUGGAGCGCGUUAUGGGACUUACCCGCUGCCGAAGUACAAGAUCCCGUCAAAGGGCACGGACGCAGAGGCAACAUAUCAGCUUGUACAUGAUGAGCUUUCACUUGAUGGCUCUCCACUUCUCAACCUCGCUUCAUUCGUGCAUACAUGGAUGCCCGCUCCUGCAGAUAAGCUUAUGCAAGAGAACAUGAACAAGAACUUGAUUGACCAGGAUGAGUACCCUAUGACGCAGAUGAUCCAUGAACGCUGUGUCUCCAUGCUCGCGGAUCUUUGGAAUGCUCCGAACGGUAAGCAGGCUAUUGGAACAGCUACGACAGGUUCCUCCGAGGCUAUUCAACUUGGUGGGCUUGCCAUGAAGCGCAUCUGGCAAGAGAAACGCAAGGCUGCUGGUAAAAGUAUCCAUGAGCCCGGACCCAAUAUUGUCAUGGGCGCAAAUGCGCAGGUUGCUCUUGAGAAAUUCGCUCGUUAUUUCGAGGUUGAGUGUCGCUUGGUUCCGAUCUCCGAGGAGAGCAAGUAUAGGCUGGACCCGAAGAGGGCCAUGGAGUACGUCGACGAGAAUACGAUUGGCGUGUUCGUCAUCCUUGGAAGUACAUACACUGGUCACUAUGAACCCGUCAAAGAGAUGUCCGAUCUUCUCGAUGAGUAUGAGAAGAAAACCAGCCAUCAUGUCCCUAUUCACGUGGAUGCAGCUUCUGGAGGAUUCGUCGCACCGUUUGCAACUCCCAAGCUAGCCUGGGAUUUCCGUCUUCCGCGGGUUGUCUCCAUAAACACGUCUGGACAUAAGUUUGGACUCGCAUAUGUUGGUGUUGGUUGGGUAAUCUGGCGUGACAAGGCGCACCUUCCGAAGGACCUCAUUUUCGAGCUGCACUAUUUGGGGUCCAUCGAGUACAGUUUCUCGCUCAACUUCUCGCGCCCGGCUGCACCCAUUAUCGCCCAGUACUUCAACUUUGUACAUCUCGGUUUUGAGGGUUAUCGCCGUAUUGCGCUGGCAGACCUGAAGAAUGCCCGUGUACUGAGUCGUGCGCUCGAAAAGAGUGGAUAUUACCAUGUUUUGAGCGAUGUGCAUCGCUUUGCGGACGGCGGUUCGAGCGUGAUCGAAGGUGCAAAACAAGCUGCGGGAGUCAAGAAUGAAGAGGAUGUUGAGAAUUAUAUUCCGUGCCUCCCAGUAAUCUCGUUCCGCUUUUCUGACCAGUUCAAAUCCAAGUACCCGAACAUCCAACAGAAGUGGAUGCAGACGCUUCUCCGUUCGAAGGGAUGGAUUGUACCAAAUUAUGAACUCGCACCUAAUCUGCAAAACGUCGACAUCCUUCGUGUCGUUGUGCGGGAGAACUUCUCGGAAGCACUUGUCGACCGCUUGGUCACUGACAUUAUAGAGCUUACUGAGGGUCUCAUGAAGGACGACUCUCCGGUGCACGCGCUCAGCACACUUGGCGCGACUCACAGUUCCGCUCGUCGUGGCAAUGGCAAACUCGAUGAAGACUCGGGACCCAAGAGCUCUGGCACGUACGCAAAGCAGUGCUAAAUCUGUCCUUGUGCCAUCGAUCAAGGUAACAGAAAUUCAUUGGCAAAUGGUGCAAAGAGACAUAUGGAAAGGAAUUCGCGGUUGUAACUGAGGACUUUCCCUCUUAUUCUCACGGAACAAAAGAAAAUGUAUGCGUAUUGGAUAUGAUGUGUCUUUGUACGAUACUGUGGAGGAGCAAUGCAAACUAGGACAAUGUUGUAUUCUGUAUUCUGAAAAUAUACGCACACUCGUCGAUAGCGAGUACUGC
This is a messenger RNA of Fomitiporia mediterranea MF3/22, 1885 nucleotides long. RefSeq names its product glutamate decarboxylase. The record is from RefSeq and is a predicted model, not a curated record. The transcript is spliced from 9 exons. Lineage: Eukaryota; Fungi; Basidiomycota; Agaricomycetes; Hymenochaetales; Hymenochaetaceae. Gene Ontology annotation, cellular component: cytosol. Gene Ontology annotation, molecular function: glutamate decarboxylase activity; pyridoxal phosphate binding. Bases 1 to 1638 code for a protein of 545 amino acids. Gene Ontology annotation, biological process: L-glutamate catabolic process.